AUGUCAGCGGUCUACUUUCUCAGAGUCUCGAAGCUGCUUCUCCUGGCUUGCAUGGUCGGAUCGGCCAUCCCAAAGAUGAGCAAGCCGUCGUGGUGGAUGAGCAAGCAGGUGAUGCGUGGGUAUCGGUCGGUUGUAGGAUUGUCUGAGCGCCUCACUCUCCAUCGAUCCAAGCCUUACGUACACUUUGCUGCCGUCGCCAGUCUGGAACUUUACCACUGGCGAUAAAGGAUGCGCUACGGUCGAUGCAGCAGCGACGUGCUGGGACAACAAAUGCAAUUUCCUGGGGGGCUCAGUCGAGUACAACUUGUUCGAUGCUACAUACGACAACAAACAGAUGAAAGACACUCCCCACGCUUGGGCUGUGUGUGCCCAGUGAGCAAAAGCGCAUACGUCGUGCAUGCAGAGCGCUCAUUGUUUUGUUUGGGUCUUUUGUAGGGAUGCCAGUGCGGACUUUACUGCGCAGGUGAGCGAGACGAUCAUCUGUCCAAUCGCACAAGCAGCAUGCUCGGACUCACACCUCGCUUGAAUGCAGGUGGGCGCAGCUCUCGGAUGGAAAGCGCUCUCUGCGGAGUGCAACAACAAGAACAACUGCAAAGAGUAG
This is a messenger RNA of Ceraceosorus bombacis, 601 nucleotides long. Lineage: Eukaryota; Fungi; Basidiomycota; Exobasidiomycetes; Ceraceosorales; Ceraceosoraceae. The record is from the annotation of a GenBank genome assembly.